Molecule: messenger RNA, 1299 nt
Organism: Stegostoma tigrinum
Lineage: Eukaryota; Metazoa; Chordata; Chondrichthyes; Orectolobiformes; Stegostomatidae
Gene: tma16
Product: translation machinery associated 16 homolog
Exons: 8
Coding region: 116-757 (213 amino acids)
Cellular component (GO): nucleus
Source: RefSeq, a predicted model, not a curated record
CGGAACCCUCUAAUCUGCUGUUGAUAUUGAACGGGUAGGGGGACGACGAGAAGGGAGUGCACUGAGUUCUUUCCGGUGGAUGUAGCGUGAACGGCUUCAAAAUGAAGGCACUGGUAUGCACAGACCUCCAGAGGUCUGUUCAGAAGAACUAAAAACUGGGGGAAUGCUGACUAACCUAAAGCCUAAAGUGCUAAAGGCUAAGAAUGGGCCAAAACAUAAUGUUACCCAUCCAUACAGUAGGAAGGCUGGCCAGAUGGUCCGGGAGAUGCAUAAACAGCAAAGAAAGGACAAGAUAAAGAGUGGAAAGGCUAUCCGCCUAAACAUAAUUGGUGAAAAGCUGCUGUGGUUCCAAAGAAAUCUGGACCCUAACAAGAUUGAGUACAGUAAGCAAGAAGCCUGCGAGAUAAUAGAAAAGUAUUUGCACAGGUUCGAUUCUGAGCUAGAACAAAUUGAAUUGACAAAUAGCAUCAAAGACAGACAAGGAAGACAGCAUGAAGCUCGGGAAGCCAUUCUCAAACACAGCAUUGAAUGUGAAAGAAUUUGGUAUGAAGAAAAUGGAAUAGAAAUACCAGAUAUUAUCAAUACAAAGCAUUUGAAAGCUUUCAGAGAGUGGGAUGGAAAUUUUAAAAAGCUUCCAAAUGUGAAGAUGAAGAAACUCUCAAUAAAAGAUUCGGCUGCUAACCAGAAAAGAAGCAAAGAUGAAAGAGGAGUAGGUUCGCAAAAUGAGGUGGAUCAAGAGCAUGUGUCAGAACAUUAAGGAAACAGAAAUAAAAUAAGAGAUUGCCAAAUUAUCAUUAGGGAAAAGCCACUUGACCAGGUAUUGACCAAUGUGAUCCAUGAGUUAGCUUCUUCAGAUUCCUACCUUGAAUGUAUGGUCUCAAGAAGCUGUACAGCAAGCCUCAUUAUUGCAUAUGAAGUGGUUUCCAUCAAAAUAUCCGAUGUAGACUUUAAUUCAUUUUGAAUUAGCUAUUAUCGAGUACAUUUUUUUAUAUUUACAAAAGGAAGUUGGCUCAGAAACCAAUAUUUAUUAAAAGAAGCAAGUACUAUGAAAUGUUUAAAAUGCUGCAUGUUUCUGUUGAUCCUUCACUGCUGUGUUGCUAUUGCUGAGAAUGUUUCUUUCAUUUUCCCAACAUUGUGAAAACAUUUAUUUUGUGAAGUUACAGUUUCUAAACUUAAUUGUAAAGCUGUUUUUUUUCUCCUCUUCUGCCACAGUUUGGUAAAUACAGGAAUUGCUUUUUAUUUAAAGAAGAUUUUAUCAUUAAUUCAAUAAAAAGGCAAUGGGAUUCUUAGAUUGCUCAA